UUAACCUAUAAAAUUAAAAAAAAUGACAAGAAAAUUAUAUCAAUCAAGUUAUAAUAAUCGAAUUAAACGAAAAUGUGUGGAAAAAUUGCGUUUGCAACGGUUUAUUGCGCAUUAUUGUUAAAUUUUAGCACCUACAUAUGCUUAUUAGAUUGGUACGAGUUUUUUACAACCUUAUCUUUCAUCGAUUUAAAUAAAGAAUACAAAUUUGAUUACAUCAUUGUUGGUGGAGGCACAGCUGGAAGCAUUUUAGCGUUCAGAUUAUCCCAAAACCCCAACAAUAAAGUUUUACUUCUCGAGGCAGGUUCGAUGGGAAAAUCUAGCAUAUUAGACAUUCCCUUAAUAACACCUUUAUUACAUAAAUCCAUUUAUGAUUGGAAAUAUAAAACUGUUCCCCAAGACAAUGCUUGUUGGGCGUUUAAAGAUAACUCGAGUUCAUGGCCAAGCGGAAAAGUGUUGGGUGGUUCAGGAAGAUUAAACCACAUGCUUUACACUAGAGGACACCCCGAUGAUUAUAAAGAGUGGUUCAUAGAUUGCGAUUGCGACUUUAAUUACGAACAAGAAAUUUUGUAUUAUAUGAAAAAAUCCGAAAAUCAAGUUGGGUCACAAUCGAAUAACGAAUAUUAUCACGGAAGAGGUGGCACAUUAAUCGUAGACGAUAUGGUUUAUCAAUCCGAGUUAUACGACUCAAUUUUUAAUGCAGCAAAUUGUUUAAAUUUACCGAUUAGAGAUGUAAAUGGAAAAUUUAGUAGUGGGUUCUCACCGAUUCAAAUCAAUAUAAAAAAUGGGAAACGAUUCACUCCAAUACAUCAUCUUUUACAAAAUCAACAGCCAAAUUUAGUCAUUAAAACCCAAUCCACGGCGAAAGAGAUUCUUUUAAAUGCAAAUUUAGAGGCGUAUGGGGUAAAUUUUAUAAAAUCGGGUGAUAAAUACGAUGUUUUUGCAUCAAAAGGGGUUAUAAUAAGUUCUGGGACUAUUGGAAGUCCAAAAUUGUUAAUGUUAUCAGGAAUAGGUCCUAAAAAACAUUUACAAAGCAUCGGGAUUAAAGCUAAACUCGAUUUACCUGUAGGAUAUAACUUACAAGAUCAUAUCAGUACAGGUUUUGACUUAAUCAUAUUUGAAGAACCCCUCGAUUUUCACAAAAAGUUCGUUUCGCCCGUUGAAGUACUUAAAUACAUUUUAAAAGAAAACGGGAUCCUUACAAGUGUUGGAGUCGAAGUUUUAGCGUUUUUAAACACUUUUUGUUUAGAGAAUGUUAUAGGUUAUGAUCUUUGCGAGGCUGAAUUUAAUCAUCGCCCUAAUAUCGAGUUCCUUUUUAUGCAAGCCGGAUUAGCAACUGAUUAUGGAAUGAGAAUGAGACAUAUCGUCGGUUUAAAAAGCGUCGUUUGGAAAGAGUAUUACUCAAAAUUUGUGAAUAAUUACACAGCAAGUUUUCUUCCGAUACUUUUAAGACCGAAAAGUCGAGGUUAUGUGAAAUUAAAAAACUCAAAAAUCGAUUCAAAACCAAUCAUUAAUCCAAAUUAUUUAUCAGAGAAAGAUGACAUAAACAUUUUAUUAGCCGGAAUUAGAUUUAUUAAGAAACUCGUGGAAACGCCCCCAAUGAGAAAGAUAGGGGCAAGAUUUAAUCGAGAAAUUUUCCCUUUUUGCAAGACUUUUACAUUCGAUUCUGAUGAUUAUUGGAAAUGUUACAUAAAAUACAUGUCGUUUACGAUAUAUCACCCGGUUGGAACGUGUAAAAUGGGAAGUUUUAGUGAUGAAAGCGCCGUCGUUACGCGCGAUUUUAAAGUUAAAGGUGCUAAGAAACUUUACGUUGUUGACGCUUCCGUUAUACCUAAACUAAUUAGUGCUAAUACUAACGCUGCUGUCGCUAUGAUUGCGGAAAAAGCUGCGGAUUCUAUUAAAAUGUCUGAAGUGUCUUCCAAAAAAAUGUGUAAAGCACAACCUAUUUGUAAUUAAAAUUGAAAAAAUCAACAUAUUCAUAAAUGUUAAAUUUAUUUUGA
Molecule: messenger RNA, 1997 nt
Organism: Onthophagus taurus
Lineage: Eukaryota; Metazoa; Arthropoda; Insecta; Coleoptera; Scarabaeidae
Product: alcohol dehydrogenase [acceptor]
Molecular function (GO): flavin adenine dinucleotide binding; oxidoreductase activity, acting on CH-OH group of donors
Source: RefSeq, a predicted model, not a curated record